AUGGCGACCGCGAGAAGACACAGCAACGUAGAACGAUCAAGAUGGCGCACAAAAUGCCGCCAAGUAUUGUGUAAUCACAUAAACUCGACGUUGGGAAUCACGCUUGAUCCUUCCCAAGUCAGAUUGCACCCCUCUCGCGAUGACCCUUAUCGUUGGUCCGUGAGCCCAGGCAAAGAAUACUUGUUUGAGAAAAAUCUCAGCGACCAGUCUUUGGGAAUAUAUAAAGAACUUCACGACGGGAUCAACAUAUACUUCGAAGCCACCAAAGCGCCGUCGCGACGCCUGAGCGAGCCGUUGCACCAGGAAAUGUCUGCCAAGACUUUUACGCCUGGGACUUCAGCAGAUUUUGCUCAUCGAGAGGCAGCCAACAAAACUACUGUAAGUUUCACGUCUCGCAUCAAUGAGCUGCAAGUACAGAGAGAUUACGCCUCUCAAGAGGUCCAUCUACUCAAGAGCCAACUUGAAGCAGAGGUGAAGCUCAGGCUCAGUCUGGAGGAAAAACUACAGAUAGCGUAUGAGCGACAGGAACAGCUGAGGCGGGAGCUGGAAAAAUCAGUACGGCGGGAGGACCACUUCCGCAACACAGCAGUGGAUUAUUCGCAAGAGAUAGCUAAGAUUCUGCCGACCAUUAUGAGCUUGGCCGAAAAGACGAACUUCACACAGGCGGGCUUCAUUUGA
Fusarium mangiferae is the source of this 678-nucleotide messenger RNA. RefSeq lists its product as uncharacterized. NCBI's taxonomy places the organism in Eukaryota, Fungi, Ascomycota, Sordariomycetes, Hypocreales, Nectriaceae. Bases 1 to 678 code for a protein of 225 amino acids. The transcript is spliced from 2 exons. The record is from RefSeq and is a predicted model, not a curated record.